Molecule: messenger RNA, 1968 nt
Organism: Tachysurus fulvidraco (yellow catfish)
Lineage: Eukaryota; Metazoa; Chordata; Actinopteri; Siluriformes; Bagridae
Gene: and2
Product: actinodin2
Exons: 5
Coding region: 88-1428 (446 amino acids)
Source: RefSeq, a predicted model, not a curated record
GUCUUCGGGGAGAAGAGAACUUGGAUGUAGAGUUGAUUACAUCCCCCCCACUUUUCAGGAGCUUAGACCACUUGGGCUGAAGCAGAAAUGGCCAGAAUCAAGCUGUCUUUGCUGUUUGCUGGCGUUGUGCUUGCUGUCAUCUUAAUGCCAGAUUUUCUUGUGGCUGGUCCAGUGGGGCACCCAGAAAAAGAAGACGUAACUGAGUUUGCUGAAGAGAAGCCAUUAGCCCUGAAGAAGCUGACACGCAAUAAGAGGAAUGCUGUUGCUUACUACAGACAGUUGCCGGAAUUCUGGGCCUGGUACAAGUACUACAUGGACACCCACAACCAGGAGGGAAUUGAGAGUUUGGACCAGCUCUAUUUGAUCUACCUGCAGCAAAAACACAGGGUUGAGGGGGACAAUUCCUAUGGACAUUACCUCACCCACCUGAGUGAGGUCUACAAGGCCUGUGCUAAGUCAGAUGACCCUGAUUGUAUUCCAGAAUAUACCAGUAAGCCCACAGCUAAGGUUGUUAUGCCUGCUGCCUUGAAGCAAGCUGCGGUAAAUGUGUGUAACCCAUAUCUCGAUCCGUACUGUAUCUUUCGUGUUGGUCCUCAAACAGCUUCUGAGGUGCCUCCUCCUGCUCCUCUUUCAGUUAAAUCUCCCAGUCCCAUUCUGUACCCCUCGCCCAUAAAAACUCCUUCGGGAUACCAUUUCUAUGCCCCAGCAAUGAAACCUUUUCUCUCAAAUGAACAGAGAGCUGAGCUGCUCCGGAUCUGCAGCCCAUCUGAUACAGAGUGCUUGCAGUAUCACUUGCGUGCUGCCUAUGGUUAUAGGCCUGCUCUUACCUCAGUGCCUUCCUAUGCUUACCUAGGAUGUGACCCCUCUAAAGAUCCUUACUGCAGGCCCACAUUGAUAGCCAAUACUCCAUCAGGUCUGCAUCAUAUAUACCCUCAUUGCAACCCUGCUGUUGACCCUCUCUGUGUCAGUAAUAUAGCACCAGCUGCCCAAAGUGCAGAGGAGGCUCCUAAGGAGCAGUACUGCAACCCACUGUUUGAACCGGGGUGCAACCCACUCUCUGCUAAUAGGCUGGUCACAGUUAAGGCUCCAGUGCUGCAGUAUGUGCCACAAGGAGAGCUGACACCCCUUCACCUAUCUGCCCUCAUGAAACCAGUACUGAUUAACCCACAAGCCCCUCCAGCUUCCCUGGAAGCAGCCAAGAAUGUGCAGGAUGGCAUCAUCUUACCACAUCCUGACUGUGAUCCUGAGAUUGACUACAAUUGCCGAUUGCGUCGUGCAGAACCCAAAGACAACGAAAAGACAGCCAAGGAACCUAAGGACGAGCUGGAAAGUGGUGAUGAAGCCAGCAAAGCCAAUGUAGCACCACAGUACACGGUCCCACGAUUCGAAGAUUUCCUGAGGGGAUACCUGGGUCACUAUAAGAAAUAAGAGGACAUACCAUUAUCUGAAAAGCUUUAAACACUCAACCAAGUUGUAGUGUUUCAAAAGGAACUCACAAAAAUGUUAAAGUGUUCAGCUCAAGAGAGACCUCAUGGUAAUGAAGCCAGAACUCUUCAGAACAGGUGAAGAGGCCUGUGCUUUACAGGAAUAAUUUCAAUAGUCAAUACUGAAUUUAUUUGUAUUGAAAAAUUGGCAAUACAGAUUGUUUUUCUCAUCAGACACCUAUUUACCUGUUUUGUACAUUGCAAUUUGAUGUCUAGGUUAUGGAGUUCAAUUUAUUCCUUUAAAAGUACAAUACAGCAAUCAUGUAUGAAUUGUGAAUGACAUUACAGCCCUUGGAAAAUGUUCAGUUUCUUUUUUUUUAUAUCUUUUUAUAACUUUCUGCAUGAAUAAAAAAAACAAUUAUUAAGUCAAAAUAGUGUGGUUGCAGAUAAACUUGAUUUCAGUUGUGUAUUAAUGACUUACAAUCAAAAAUAUACUAAUGUCAUCUGUAACACAUGAUUUCGAACAAUUUCAUUCUAAAAUAAA